Molecule: messenger RNA, 2881 nt
Organism: Rhineura floridana
Lineage: Eukaryota; Metazoa; Chordata; Lepidosauria; Squamata; Rhineuridae
Gene: GDPGP1
Product: GDP-D-glucose phosphorylase 1
Exons: 2
Coding region: 384-1550 (388 amino acids)
Biological process (GO): glucose metabolic process
Cellular component (GO): cytoplasm
Molecular function (GO): GDP-D-glucose phosphorylase activity
Source: RefSeq, a predicted model, not a curated record
CUGCAAGGUGGGUCAUGGUCCGGCGGCCGGGCGCCCACCCUGGAUCCUCCUCCAGGCAGGGCCACCGCCAUUGCAGCCCAGUGCAGACCGCGGGCGGCGGCAUUCUCAUCCUCCACCUCAGGAGACCGACGGGGGGCUGAGAGGGGGCGACUGAGCCCCGGGGCUUUGGGGGGCUGUUUGCAAGCCGGCGUUUGGCUUCUUUCCCCGGAGGAGGCUCCCGACGUCGUCGCCCGCCUUGCCGUCCCGCCCGAUGACGGUGACUGAGGCGGCAAGCGCCGCCCGCCUGGAACGCGGCCACGUGGCCCGGCGCCUUCCCAGUCGGAAGCGGGCAGCAGAGCGACGGCAGGCCAGCAGAGGACCCUCCAGUUGCCUCCAGCGUGGCGAUGACGCCAGCCAGCACCGCCAGCCGUGACCCCCGGAGGCCUCCGUCACAGGAGGGGCCUGAUCGCCCGUCUACAGAGGUCUUUGUCUACGAUGAGGGGGACUUUGUGCUGCGUGGAGCAGAAUGGCUGGCAAACGGAGGGAAUCGCGGGACAGCCAGCCACGCCGUGUCCUGCUUUGACAGUCUUCUGCAGUCAGGCUGGAGGGAGAGACAGAAUCGGGGGCUCUUCCGCUACCACUUGGGGGAGCUGCAGACCCAGAUCCUGCCAGGGAGGCUGGGAUUUGUGGCCCAGCUGAACACCCAAAGGGGAUCAGAGAGAAGAAAACCCCAGGAGAUCCAAAGCAUCCAGCAGAGAUUUGACCCCCAGCAGUUCAAUUUCAAUAAGAUCCAUCCUGAGGAGAUUCUUUUUUGCAUGGUCAGGGGCCAGACCACCUCCAUGCCCUGCAUGGGGGGUGCUCAGAUCCCACCCGGUCUUGCCUAUGUCCUUGUGGUGAUUAAUGUCAGCCCUCUGGAGUUUGGACACUCGCUUCUCAUCCCUGAUCCCACACUCUCCUUGCCCCAGAUCCUCACACCGCAGGUCCUUCGCUUUGGACUAGAUGCCAUCCUCCUCAGCGCCCAUCCUGGCUUCCGCAUUGGCUUCAACAGCCUUGCAGCCUUUGCUUCAGUCAACCACCUGCACCUGCAUGGGUUUUACUUGAACUGGGAGCUGCUGGUAGAAUCGGCCCCCUGCAAGCCCCUUCUGCCUGAAGCAAACCUGUAUGUGCUGGAAGAGGUCCCAGCUCCUGGCUUCCUCUUCUACAGUGAAGGGCGGCACAUGGAGGAGCUGGCACACCAGAUUUGCCAGGUCACUAACUACCUGAUAAAGAAGGAGAUUGCACACAACCUGUUUGUAACCCGGGGUGCUAUUCCGGAGGGACCCAUUAACUCAGCAGCUCGGCCUGGCAUCCGGAUCAUUGUCUGGGCCAGGAAAUCCUGCUUUGGUACCAAAGAAGAGUCUGCAUUCAAUGUGGCACUCUGUGAGCUGGCAGGGCACCUGCCCAUCAAAACCGCCCAGGAUUUUAAGAAACUCACAGAGGCGUCAGCCAUUCACAUGCUUCAGAAAUAUCUCCUCCCAGACUUCCAGUUUUCCCAGCUCCAGCGUGAGCUGGUGUCCCUCCUCAAAGGAUAACCUCCCCACAGGGAUUGUCCUGCUCUAGAUAAUGCUGAUAGCAUGUGCCUCUUCAGCAAAGUGAAGGAGGGACGCCUCACAUACCCUCAAUUUCUCCGAUUCCCUUUCUUGGAGAAAGCAUAUAGAGUGCACUAAACUGGCCGCACUUAGAGUUAGUGGAACUAUCCUGAACUUCUAUUGCUCAGUAGGUGGCAACCUAGUCUCCCCGGCUUUAAAAAUAUUUCAAGCCAAAGUUGUUCCUAUGAUGCAAUAUGGAGCACCUAUUUGGGGAUGGGAAAACCCUCUACUUGACCAAUUAGAGAUAGUUCAAAACAAAUUUCUAAAAAAACUUCUGCUUCUACCAUCAGCGACCCCAGUGGUGCUAAUUCGGGCCGAGACAGGGAUUUCAUCAGUUAGGGCAAAAAUUCAUUCAACUCUGGUAAAUUACUGGAAGGCGAAUAAGCAAUCUUCCCCAAGGCAAAUUUUGAAAAUCAGCUCAAUAAGUGUAUGGUCGGACAAAUUUUGGUCUGCCCAACUAACAAAAAUUUGCCAACUUUACCACAUAGACCCUAAAGCCCUACAAGACCCUUCUAACAAAACCAGCUUCACAGAGGUUCUUCUCCGGCAUACUGCUUGGAUGGAUAGGCUAACUAUAAUAAAUUCUAAUUUCACACGAUGGUAUAGUCUUUUCAAAUCAGAUCAAACCAAAGCGAACUAUUUAGAUUUUCUUACAGCAGUAAAUCUUCGUCACGCCUUCACAGCUUUGAGAUUCCAAUCAAUGCCUUCGGCAUACUUGACUGGCAGAUAUAACGGGACCCCCCGUGCCCAAAGACUGUGCAUCUGUGACACUCCCGAGGUGGAAGAUCUUCCACACUACUUGCUAGAAUGCUCCCUAUACAAACACCCCCAGUUAAAAUUCCUGGACGAGGCGCUGACACAUGCGCCCGUAGACCUACUCUCGCGUAUUUCCUUCCUUCUCUCAGACAGGGACCCAGGCAUUACAUACAGAGUAGCUUUAUUUGCCCUAGCAGCGCAGAAAUUACGGAAGAAACGUAUAGAGGAACUAGGACUUACUGUCUAGAUAAUACAUGUUGCUAUACUUAUUGUUAUAAUAACAAUGAUUUUAAUUGUAUUUUAAAAAUGUUUCCCUGAUAGAAAAUGUACCAUUUAUUUUAUAGUAAUAAUAUUUAAGAUCCCAAUUGUAAUUUUAAAAUGAUUCACCUCAUUAAGUGUAUGACCUGUUAGAGGCCUAUGGCCAGACAGUAAUAAAUGAUGAUGAUGACAUACCCUCAAACAACAUGGUGGAAGGGCAUGCAAGAUUGCUGGUCAAUAAAAAAUGAGCUCAACUGUAU